Messenger RNA from Xylaria bambusicola, 2193 nucleotides. RefSeq lists its product as uncharacterized. Bases 228 to 1859 code for a protein of 543 amino acids. NCBI's taxonomy places the organism in Eukaryota, Fungi, Ascomycota, Sordariomycetes, Xylariales, Xylariaceae. The transcript has 2 exons. The record is from RefSeq and is a predicted model, not a curated record.
CUGCCUUUCUACAUUUAGACUAUGAUAAGCGGCACGCGCCCAUCCAGUUGGAUCUUGUGAUGAUGGCCUUCACUUAUGCGCAUCGUGCUGUUGUGAAAUUUCGAGGCAGAGUACAAGGGGUGGUGUCAAAUAUAUAGAAAUUAACCUUUAGGUGUAGCACCAGAGUCAGUUCGAGUUAGUUAUUGCAUUUUGCGUACCAACUCGUGAAAGCAGGAAGCGAAGACGAGAUGGAGACCCUGCGGAAGUUGGCCGACAUCCCAGAAGACCGGUUCAAGAAGCCGCCGUCAUAUUUCAGUCAAGACUGGAUCACCCAUGUACAUGCACGAAGCUUUGGCUCACGACGAGCGCCGGAAUUCCAGCAGGUGGACUCGACGUCAACAGAGCUUCUGGGGAAGAUCGCGGAGCUCGAGCGGAGGCCGUUGGGCGACGGCGCGCCGGGAAUUGAUCCGCAGAGUGAAGAUGCGACGGCAAGCCUAAUGCUAGUAACGCUGAACCGUGACCGGGACGAGAAAAUCAUCCUAUCGAAGUCGACGUUCAUGGAAAUCUACCAACGGUUCGGCAUCGAUCAGCGGUUUCUCCAGCACAUCAGCACGAAUCGCUAUGGGCUACAUUACGACUGGAACGGGCAGGUACUAUCGUACUACGUGGGCACAGCGCUGUAUAUCCUCAUGUGGUCUUUCGAUAGACGGACACGCGCAACGCGGGCGAUUUUGCUCUCGAGGGAUUUUAUCAGCACUGGGGAGCUUGGGUCGCUGCGACAACUGCUCCAACUAGAGAUUAGGAGAAUGCACUCUCCGUUUCUAUUAGCUUGGGUCUCGUUAGUCCAUUUAAGUAACUGGAUGGACUCGAGCACAUAUUAUCUCCUCACCACCAUACGACAGCUCGAAGAGCUCACAGGCUAUGGUCCGUAUGGAAUGCACACGACGAAAAGCGAAAUUCCCAUCGAUCAGCUGACGCAAGCCUCGAAGAACGUCGGCUACGUGCAAGUGAAUCUAGCGAACCAGCUGCGCCACGUCACGAUUGGUCAGGCCAUUGCUUCGCACAUCUCUUCGAGAAAACCAAAACUCGCAGACUAUGCCAUCGAGCCGUUCAUCGGAGAUUGCGAGAGGGAGAUCGAUGAGUUCCACAUGACCACGAACACUCUGAAGAGGAGUCUGAACGAUUCCGCCGCGUACGUGUAUUACCUGCAGGAGCGUGUUAAGAGCCAGAACACGGUCGUCUACGCGCUCAUGCAGCAGGCGGAUGCGAAGAUCAAUAUCGGCUUGGCGAAGGCGAGUAAGGAGCUUGCCGAGGCUGCGAAGAAAGACAGCUCGUCGAUGAAAUCGAUCGCUAUCAUGACAAUGCUAUUCCUUCCAGGGACUUACUUUGCUGCUCUCUGGGCAGUGCCAUCUCUCAAGUGGGGACAAGCAGACGUGAUACAGUCAGACUUCUGGGUAUACUGGGCCUUCACCCUUCCAAGCACGCUCCUCAUCUUCAUCGUCUGGUUUGGAUUGCACAAGUGGAGGUUCUCCCGGUCCUUAAGGCCACCGCCAAUGCAGCAGCUCGCAGGGUACGAGGCGCUCGCGGGGCAGUCUGCGGAAUCUUAUCACGGGUUAACAGCAGCAGCGGCACCAGCGCCAUCUACGCAGUAUACGACAAUGCCGCCUUCGAAUUUCUCGGCUCCCCCGCUUCCUCCAAGUUUUCCUCCCGACAUACCUCUGAAACCGGCAGAUGCGUACUCGGCGCCGGCUAUGCCGCCCCCGGAUACAUACAAUGCGAGGCCGCCCAGUUAUGGAUUGCCUCCUAGGCAACCCGACGCUCAUAUGUACUCGGCACCCCCCUUUAUGAUCCCCGAAGAGCCUUACUCGGGAGUCCCGUGAUUGCGUACUCGGUACCAGCGGUAUUACUGGCGGACCAACAAGACCCAUAUGGUAGACAGACGUCUGCGCCGGCAACGUAUCGAAUAUCGUUUUAUAAUGGCGCUCAAAGCCCGUGGAUAUUUUCUUUUUAUCUUUUUUAAUUUGCUCAUGGCCGCUCUCCUCUGUUUUGUGUAGUGCAAGCGUAUAUGAAGCACUUUUUGUAUUAGUCAGACACUUUUGAAUAUCUAGAAACAAUGGAAUGAGUUCAAUAUUUCAGGAUCGGAAACAUAGAAGAUAUGGAGUCUGAUUUUGAAGCUAUGUUCAUUCAGAGAUUCGUUGACUGCUCGAGCAUAAC